UAUUUAUUUUAUUCAUUUAUGUCCAACAAAUUCAUUUGAUAAACGAGGUUCUCUCUUCUCGUUUCUUGUCUCUCGCAGUGUUUCAUAAAAACAAAAACAAGUUACCUAAGCUUCUCCAUUGUUUUGUUCCUGCAGAUGCGUACUUGAUUUUCCUCAUUCACUCCGAACUCAAUCAACAAACCAAUCUCUUGUUUGAAUAUUUGAGAUAUUUUGCUUAGAAAAUGAGAGGGGGUUUGUGGCAACUUGGCCAAUCGAUCACUCGCCGUCUUGCGAACGGAGGAGAUAAGAAGGCUGUUGCGCGGCGAUGUUUCGCUACAGAAUCUGAGCUGAAGAAGACAGUUCUGUAUGACUUCCAUGUUGCUCAUGGUGGAAAGAUGGUUCCUUUUGCUGGUUGGAGUAUGCCUAUUCAAUACAAAGACUCAAUCAUGGACUCAACGUUAAACUGUAGACAGAACGGUAGUCUUUUCGAUGUUUCUCAUAUGUGUGGUCUUAGUCUCAAGGGAAAGGAUGUUGUUUCGUUCCUUGAGAAGCUCGUCAUUGCGGAUGUUGCUGCUCUUGCCCACGGAACCGGGACUUUGACUGUUUUCACUAAUGAAAAGGGAGGGGCGAUCGAUGAUUCCGUGAUUACUAAGGUGACAGAUGAUCAUCUUUACUUGGUUGUCAAUGCUGGGUGCAGAGAUAAAGAUUUGGCUCAUAUUGAGGAGCAUAUGAAGGCAUUCAAGGCCAAAGGCGGUGAUGUGUCGUGGCACAUUCAUGAUGAGAGAUCUCUACUCGCUCUUCAGGGUCCUCUUGCUGCUCCUGUUCUUCAACAUCUGACAAAAGAGGAUUUGAGCAAGCUGUACUUUGGGGAGUUCCGCGUGUUGGACAUCAAUGGCUCGCAGUGCUUUCUCACACGGACAGGGUACACUGGUGAAGAUGGAUUUGAGAUCUCAGUUCCUUCAGAGCAUGGAGUUGAACUUGCCAAGGCACUGCUGGAAAAAUCUGAAGGGAAAAUAAGAUUGACAGGACUCGGUGCUAGAGAUAGUCUACGUCUCGAAGCUGGACUGUGCUUAUACGGAAAUGACCUGGAACAGCACAUUACACCUAUUGAAGCAGGACUGACAUGGGCUAUAGGUAAGAGAAGGAGAGCAGAAGGUGGUUUUCUAGGAGCUGAUGUUAUCCUGAAACAGCUCGCAGACGGUCCUUCCAUUAGGCGUGUCGGUUUCAUUUCUUCUGGUCCACCUCCAAGAAGCCACAGCGAGAUUCAAGAUGAAGGAGGAAACAACAUUGGUGAAGUGACCAGUGGUGGAUUCAGUCCUUGUCUCAAGAAGAACAUAGCUAUUGGAUAUGUCAAAUCUGGAUUGCACAAAGCAGGUACCAAAGUAAAGAUCAUUAUUCGAGGUAAACAGAAUGAAGGAGUUGUCACGAAAAUGCCGUUCGUACCCACAAAAUACUAUAAGCCUUCAUAGUUUGCUGCAGCAUUUCCCAUUUCUUGACUAAUUUUCCCAUAAACUGAGUGUUACAUAAAUGUUAAUGUCGUUAUUAUGUUUCUCAUGUCAAGUACAAGGCUUCAUCUUGAUUCAUAACUCAAUUUCUUUUCAAACAUGUAUUGCUUGAACUUGAUGUUAUCAUGAAUUUUUUCCAAUA
This is a messenger RNA of Lathyrus oleraceus (garden pea), 1626 nucleotides long. Lineage: Eukaryota; Viridiplantae; Streptophyta; Magnoliopsida; Fabales; Fabaceae. The record is from RefSeq and is a predicted model, not a curated record.